AUGAGAAAUGGUACAGUAAUUAUGGAGUUCAUCCUCUUAGGCUUUCCAGGUAGCCAAGGAUUCCAAGCCCCUCUCUUUAUAGUGAUAUUUCUCAUCUACAUGUUAACCCUUGCAGGCAAUGGCUUCAUCAUUAUCAUUGUCUGGGUUGAGCCUAGGCUGCAAAUCCCAAUGUACUUCUUCCUCUCCAAUCUGGCCUUCCUAGAAAUCUGGUACACUACCACCAUUAUUCCCAAACUACUGGAAACCUUUGUAGUGGCUAAGAUGGUCAUUAGCAUUCCCUGCUGCCUGCUGUAAGCCUUCUUACACUUCUUCCUGGGCACCACUGAGCUCUUGAUCCUCUCUGUCAUGUUGUUUGACUGCUACCUGACCAUCUGCAAGCCCCUUCGCUACCCCAGCAUCAUGACCAGCAGCCUAUGCCUGCAGCUGGCCCUCAGUUCCUGGGUGCUGGGCUUCGCCAUUGUCUUUUGUCAGACAGUGCUGCUCAUCCAGUUACCCUUAGGUAGCAACAAUGUUAUCAAUCAUUUCUAUUGUAACGUUGGUCCUAUCUUGAAAGAAGCCUGUGCAGACAACAACAUUUUAGAACUCCUGGGUCUCUUGGCAACUGUCCUGGUGAUCCCAGAGUCACUUCUGUUUACUAUCAUUUCUUAUGUCUACAUUGUUUCCACUAUCCUGCCGAUCCCUUCAGCUACUGGCCUCCAAGAGGCUUUUUCUACCUGUGCCCCUCACCUCACGGUCGUCUCCCUGCUGUAUGGAGCUGUUUUGUUCAUGUACUUAAGACCCACUGCACACUCUUCCUUUAAGAUGAAUAAAGUGGUAUCUUUGCUGAAUACUAUCCUCACACCCCUCCUGAAUCCCUUUAUUUAUACCAUUAGAAACAAAGAGGUAAAAGGAGCCCUAAAGCAGGCAAUAAUUUCUCCAAAGACUUGCCACUCAAAAUAA
This is a messenger RNA of Fukomys damarensis (Damara mole-rat), 939 nucleotides long. RefSeq names its product olfactory receptor 6X1. The transcript has a single exon. Gene Ontology annotation, molecular function: olfactory receptor activity; G protein-coupled receptor activity. Gene Ontology annotation, cellular component: membrane. Gene Ontology annotation, biological process: G protein-coupled receptor signaling pathway. The record is from RefSeq and is a predicted model, not a curated record. Lineage: Eukaryota; Metazoa; Chordata; Mammalia; Rodentia; Bathyergidae.